Molecule: messenger RNA, 1429 nt
Organism: Thalassophryne amazonica
Lineage: Eukaryota; Metazoa; Chordata; Actinopteri; Batrachoidiformes; Batrachoididae
Product: CD209 antigen-like protein C
Exons: 6
Coding region: 132-959 (275 amino acids)
Source: RefSeq, a predicted model, not a curated record
AUGGUUGUACAUAUAGCCAACCCUUGUCUACUUGGAUCACCCAGAAAAAAGAAGACAUGAGUUAGGUAAACUAACUUAAGGAGAUCAAACUUUGAACUGACAUUUAGUGAGGAGAGGCAGUGGUUAAGGAAAUGUCUGAGCUUAUCUACAGCACAGUCAAAUUUACCAAAAACACUGGAUCUAAGGCAGGGAAAAAAGAAAAUGGCAAUGUGGAAGAAACUAGUAAGACAGCAGAUGUCAUUUAUGACAACUUCGUGGAGCCAAAGUUAGAGGAAAAAUCUACUGCAGACCAACAGACAAUUGUUGGGUCAGGAAAGAAGAAGCAUGUGACUGUUGUGGUGAUUCUGGGUCUGCUGAGUCUCCUGCUGGUUGCUGUUAUAGUCCUGGUGUUCCAGAUCAGUGAAGACAGAAGGAACCUGUCCAAGGAGAGAGACGAGCUGCAGAGCAGUUACAGUCAACUAAAAGAACUCAACUACAACCUGACCCAAAACAUGAGCCAGUUAGAGACCAUUAACAGGAACCUCACACGAGAAAAAAAUGAAUUACAGGCUCAGCUUUCAAAGACCAUAGAAUAUAUAUGUACUUAUGGGAACAGUUUUGGUGGCAGCUGUUAUUUGUUCUCCAUCACACGAAAAAACUGGUACGACAGCAAAGCAGAAUGUGAAAAACUUGGUGCCCACCUGGUGAUUAUAACUAGUGAAGACGAACAGCGAUUCAUCAUCGGCAAGAUCAGCGAGAUACACUGGAUUGGUUUGACUGAUGAAGAGGAAGAAGGUACUUGGAAAUGGGUAAAUGGAGAGCAACUGAACACAAAGUACUGGGGGAAAAACCAACCGGAUAACUAUCAAUCCAAUGAAGACUGUGCUACUGUUGCAUCAUCUAACCCUCUGAAAAACUGGAAUGAUCUUAAUUGUAAAGAACUCUCUAGAUGGAUUUGUGAAAAGGAAAUAAAUAAAUGAAUUUAUAUUAAAUCAUAGUUCUACAUGGGCUCGAGUGAGAUGACGAUGGAUUAUGAACUGCUGCAGGCCCCAAACAGGAGCAGCCAAAAGAAAAAAGGGAGACUCUUGUGAUUGUUUAUAGAUUUUUCUUUCUCUGAAACUCUUAUUACAAAAUCCUAAGGUUUGUUCUCCAAAACAAAAAUGUCCCCCCCCGGACUGUAUUCACACUGAUAUAAACACCUUCAGUCUGAUGUGUUGGCAGUUAACCACCUCCUCUAGUGAGGAGCCUGUAAGAGCUUUGCUCAAUGGCUCCUCAGUACCAGUGGAGUAAAUGCUGUUUUCUCACCUUCAUCUUUUCUCUGCUGGUGUGGGGAUGAUGCUGCACUUAUUUAUAGACACUAGAGUGUUGCCUGUGGGGAUCCACGGGCUCUAGAUUGGGUAGUGUUUAUAAUACUGAUGGUAAUAAAUUGUGUAAAGUUUCUUUAAUUUGU